UUGUUGAUUUUGAGUAGGUGUUUAUCAGGUGCUACUUGUCAGUUGUCACAGAAGCUAUCAAAAUGUUCGGCUGUUGUUGGUGUUGUGCUGCGUUACGUCCGAGAUACAAGAGGCUCGUUGAUAAUAUUUUUCCGGUUAACCCUCAGGAUGGCUUGAUUAAGAAUAAUAUGGAGAAACUAACAUUUUAUUCGUUGAGCAGUCCUGAGAAAUUAGAUAGGAUUGGAGAAUACCUGUUUCAACGAGCUUCCAGGGAUAUUUACAGGAGACGAAAUGGCUUUGUUGUGAUCGCCAUGGAGGCAAUGGAUCAACUCCUGGUAGCUUGUCAUGCACAAACUCUGAAUCUAUUUGUUGAGAGCUUCUUGAAGAUGGUACAAAAACUGCUGGAAUCUACGGAUCCUCAAUUACAAAUUCUAGCAACACAGUCUUUUGUCAGAUUUGCCAAUAUUGAGGAAGACACACCCUCGUAUCAUACUCGUUACGAUUUCUUUGUGUCGAAAUAUUCGGCAAUGUGCCAUUCUAAUAAUGAUGAUCCCACUACACGCAAGCAAAUUAGGCUUGCUGGAAUUCAAGGGUUGCAGGGCGUUGUGAGAAAAACUCUUUCUGAUGAUUUGGUUGAGAAUAUCUGGGAACCUGUACAUAUGGACAAGAUUGUACCAUCAUUACUGUACAACAUGCAAAAUUCAAGGUUAAAUUUAAAAGAAACGAAUAUUAUGAGAAACACAUUGACAAAUUGUAUUUUUAGAUAUGCUGAUAAAGAAGACACAACACCGGACAGCCCAACUGAAGAACGAUCGGAUCCGCCGCAGUUUGCGGAAACUUGCAUGCGAGAAUUGAUCGGACGCGCAUCAUUUGGUCAUAUUAGAUGUGUUAUAAGACCUGUGUUGAGGCAUCUGGACAAUCAUCAGUUAUGGGUCCCUAACUACUUCGCAAUUCAUACUUUCAGAAUAAUUAUGUUUUCCAUUCAAUCACAAUAUUCCUACACUGUAGUGGAAGCUUUAAUGACGCAUCUUGAUGAUCAUUCAAAAUCGUCCCCUAAGAUUCGCACCAGCAUUGCGGAUACUUUGUCUAAAAUUAUAUCAAUUGCUGCAGGUGAAAGUGUUGGACCAUCUGUGUUAGAAAUUAUAAAUUCCUUAUUAUCUCACCUACGAGUUAGUGUAACAAGGAACCAAUCGUCAAGUAAUGAUGAGCAAUUGUAUCAAGAAGCUCUUAUUAACGCUCUUGGAGAGUUCGCAAAUCAUCUUCCAGAUUACCAGAAAAUUGAGAUUAUGAUGUUCAUUAUGAGUAAAGUUCCAUACAGUCAGCCUGAUCGUAUCGUAUCAGUCGGCAAAGGAGAUGUAUUACUUCAAAGCAUACUUUUAAAGUCGCUAUUAAAGGUUGGCACUAAGUACCAAACUAUUCAUUUGAACACAACGUUCCCACCCAGUUUCUUGGAUCCAUUACUAAGAAUGUCAUUGGCAGCAGAUGCUGAAAUGAGACUUCUUGUACAGAAAAUAUUCCAUACCUUAAUCGACAGACGACGGAAUAUUACAAAACUCGCUAAACCAACUGUGAACGUAGCAGAGCUCGAUCUUGCUAUUGAAAAAGCCUCUAGACCUGAUGUAAUCUUUAUUCGGAAGCACGGCCCUGAAAUCUACUUGGCGCUGUAUGAAUCAUUAGAGCUGUCUAGUAAUACAGUUGAAAAUGUGGAAUCUAUUUAUACCACACUGGCGUUACUUGCCAUUGAAUUAGCUUCUGAGGAAACAGUAUUAGAGUUACUGAGAUUGGUGUUGAGCCUGCAAGACUUGGCACUGACAAGCGGUCAAAUUAGUCUUUCGCUUAAAUUCAACUUACACGCAAUAGUUAUCAGUUUACUAAUCUUAAUAUCAUAUGUCUGUAAUAUUACCGCUCUUAUGGAUUAUGCGAAAAAGGUGGUAGAUGCGCGUCGAAACGAUAGCCCUCAUUUAUUACCAGAUUUACAAUCUCAAUAUGAUACUGGUCUAACAUCCAGAUUAGCGCCAGCUCUUUUAGUCGACCAAACUGUUGUCAGUGAAUGUCUAAAAGGAGCUGGUCUUGAUAGUGGAAAAUUACAACAAGGUUCAGGCUACAGCGGCAAUUCUUUACAACACAGGCAUUCAUGGGUUGAUGCUGGACGGAAUUCACUAGCUGACAUUAAUUCUGGAGGCCCAGAGUUGGAUAGUGCAGGUUCAUCACCGGGUGUGCAAAAGAAAUUACCUGGAGAAGAAUUAACGUUCGAAAGCAUGAAAAGAAUUUUGACAGAGAGCAACAAUAAUCAAGUAAUAGAAGAAGAGAAGCGAAUGCAACUUUCUCAGUUCUUUAGAAAUGCACCAUUCCAAGAUUUAGUAUCAAAAACACAACCAAAGCACGAUGUUUUACAAAGUAAGUUGUCAGAAAUAUUUAAUACGCUGUCCGUUGAUCCGCGCAACACGGUUCCUACAACCGGACCACAGACAGAUACUAAACCAAGUCAAACUCCAGCUUACGAAAUUCAUUUCCCAGAGUUGUUUGUAUAUUAAACUGUUAAUGUUCCUGUUGCAUUAACAUUAGGUGCCAGUUGGUGCUAUAAAUGCUUCAAAACAUUUGAUUGACCAAUUGGAAGAAAGAAUUUUACUAAUUGACCAAUCAAUGAAUGCUUCAAAGCAUUUCUAUAAAGCAUCAAAUAGACUGUAGCUAUUAACAUAGUGUUGCAUUAUAUUAAAUCGUCUACAUGUUACUGAGCAUGAACAAUAGCUCUUGUACUUUAAAGAUUGACUUAUGUACAUA
Molecule: messenger RNA, 2760 nt
Organism: Trachymyrmex septentrionalis
Lineage: Eukaryota; Metazoa; Arthropoda; Insecta; Hymenoptera; Formicidae
Gene: stmA
Product: protein EFR3 homolog cmp44E
Exons: 15
Coding region: 63-2513 (816 amino acids)
Biological process (GO): protein localization to plasma membrane
Cellular component (GO): plasma membrane
Source: RefSeq, a predicted model, not a curated record